CAAAUGCGAAGACGGCGGUGGGGGGGAGGGGUGGUGACUCGCGCGCACCAUGCAGCUGGCACUGUCGCUGCUGCUCCUGGCCGCUUGCGUCACUGCUUUUGCGCAGAUCGCGUGGACACCCAUCUUUCUUGACGCCACUAGCCAAGUGGACCUAUGGACGCAAUCACCGAAGGGCUGCGCGUGCCCGUCGGGCGCAGACGGGGACUGCGCGUGCUGCGUGCGCGACGGCGCGUGCCCGUGCGGCGACGUGGCGCCGGCGCGCUGCGCGCAGUGCGGCCUGGAACAGUACUGCGCCAAUAUGUGCAACAUUACAAUCGACUCACGCGUCCUCAAGACCAAAUCCGGCAAAACGUUUGGGCAGAUUAAAUCGCCCUCCAUCCAAGGCCCAGGUGCCUGCUCCUACUUUCUACAGCCCGACGCUGGCCAGCGAGUGGAGAUUCAGUUAUACAGGCUGGUCUCCGUUGGAAGGUUCAAUGGUACCAGUUGCGAAGGAGGCUGGCUGCAGCUGAGCGGCGCGAGCGCGGUGCGCGCUGCGGGCGCCGGCGGCCCGGCCGAGACCCGCCUCUGCGGGGCCAAUGAGCGCUACACCCCGCCCGUUGUGCUGUUCGCUGACCAUGGCGCUUCCACUUUGGAAUUUAGGAUAACAGAGAAGACGGACCGGUCACAGUUCCUCGCGUUCUUCAGCUUCACUUCUCUUAGCAACACGCAAGGCGUUGGCUUCCACCCGAGCGGCGGUUCCAGGAUCCCGCAUACAGAUUGCGACUGGCUGUACCAAGAUGUGUCGUGCCGCGGGCCCAGCCCGUGCGUGCUGGCGAGCCCGGGCUACCCGGGUCUGUACCCGCCGCACCGCCGCUGUCGCUACCUCUUCGCCACCAACUCCGUCAACACCAGGGUCAAAAUCAUCUUCACAUCCAUUUUGCUGCCCAGAAAUCACUGCGCCACGGAUUACCUAACGCUUCGAGCUGGCAACUCGCCCUCCGCUCCUUUGCUGGCGACGCUUUGCUCGGAGAGAAGCGCUACUUUGGAGCAACCCGGACCAAACCUAUUACUACAAUUCAAUUCAGGACCGCUGGUGCCACCGUACGACUACAACGGGUUCAUCGCUCGGGUGGAGUUCACGGAGGGGGUGGACGGCAGCGCGCCGCCGCCCACUGUAGUUGCCUCGCCGCCGUUGGCUGCGCUCACGCAUCAUACGUCGCACGAAGAUAGAUUGUUAGAUCUGGACAGCAAUUCCGUGACAAACGAGAUCUCGAGCGGCGUGGGCGCCGGCGGGCGCGUCGGGUGCGGAGCGCGCGUGCGCGGCUACGGGCCCGGCGGCGCGCGCUCCGGACACUUCGACACGAGGGCGUCCGCGUGGCGCGCGCAGUGCGCCAUACAUCUGCUGGGCACGCCGACUGACGUCGUGCAAGUUACAUUGUUUAAUUAUAAUUUAAGGUUACAAAGUUGUAGAUCUCAUAUUGAGAUCUUUGAAGGACUUCACGAGUUUCCCUCGAGAGAGAGGGGUGAGCGGUCAGACAGAGCGGACCGGACGCUGCUGAGAGUGUGUGGUCCGGCCGUGAGAGAAGCGAGGGACCCGUCUGGGAGGUUCCUGGUGCGGCAGGCAGUGAUAUCCAAGGGUGCUAACUUGACCAUUUUGGUGCGACGCGCGACUUCGCAGAGCGCUGAUGAUGAAGAAUUCCUUGAUGGCGCUUUUGCGUUUCAUGACGAGCAACACGAGGGUACUGCGUCCCCGGACGCCACGUGCACGGCCACGCAUUACGGGCUGGCGGCGCCAGCACACGGCGGCGUAGCUGCACCAACACACCAUCACGUGUUCUGGAACCUCGAGGAGCGGCUGGUGUGCACGCACCGGUUCAUACCGGCGGCUAACCAAAGCGUCACCAUCGAGAUUCAGCGGUUGGAGCGCAUGUGGAGCGCCGAGCCAGCCGGGUCGGGCGCGGCAGGCUGCCGUACGGCGUGCGGCGACGCCGGGUGCGAGUGCCGGGCUGCGACCCCUCUACACUACCAUGACCACGUCGCGCUCGUGGCAGGCGAUGGCACGCACCUGUCCUGUUUAUGUGGUGACUUUCAGGCGGCGUGGCUGCCGGUGGUCGUGCGCAGCUGGACGAGCCUGCGUCUCGAGUACUCGGUAGCACAUUACACGUUUGCAAGCCGAGGCUUCGACUACGCUGCCGCCUACAGCUUCAACGACGACGCCAUGUGCGGACAGCGCACCUUCACGACGCAUUCUGGUGAAAUAUCUUCGCGAAAUGUGCCGGUAACGGGCAGCCUAAACGAGUUCUUUUACCAACAAUGCACUUGGGUGUUGGAUUCAAAUGUUGAAAGACAACUCUACAUUGAUAUAUCCUCAGAACAGGACAAGUCGUGUGGGUCGUGGAACAUCACGCUGCACGAGUGGGCCGGCGCAGGUGCUGGUGAGGCGGGGCUGGCGGCGGCGGCCGGAGACCGGCUCUUCACCUUCUGCGCGCGCUACAAGAACCACACAUAUUCGCUGCCCUACAAACAGAACACUGUAGUCAUAAGACUCGUGGCGUUGUCACGGCAGCAGCCGCUGUACACGAUCCGGUGGCGGUCGCAAGUGGUACGCGCCAACACGCGCCUGGGCGCGCCUACGCCCGCGUUGGCCGCUUCGGCCAGUGAAAUCACCACUCAUUUACACCGUCUUCUACUCUACGCGAUCCUCUACAUCAACGCUCAAACUUUCCGCCCAGUGACUGUGUGAUUUAAAUUAUUCAGUGAAUCUCGGUGGCUGUUUUGCAUAUUUACUUAUUGAAAUUUAAAUUUUUUGAAGCCGUGCGAACGAUGUGAAUUGAGUGCGGUGAGAAGACUGUUUCUUUACUUAGGUGUAUCGUAUGGUCUUCAGUUUCGUAGAUUUGAUAUUGAAUGAAUAUCUGGAGCUGUAGGUACUAUAACAGAUGUUUGAGAAAUAAAAGCUUUUCUGUUCAUAAACACAGGGUGAUCGUAUGUCAUGUUACGUUAGUGAAUAGUUUUUGUUUGCUUUUUUUAUUUUUCAGCACUUCUAGUUGCCCUUGUUUUAAUCAACUUUACUUACGGUCAAAGUUAAUAUUACUUGUUUAGGAGAACACAUUGCAAAUCGAUGUAUUAAAGUAGUUAGGGAAAGACACUGAACAUUUUAAAUAACCGCUAUAUUUUUAUUUUGUCAUUGUAAAUACAAACAUCACAUCAAGUUCAUUAAUAAAACGUAAGACGAUGGUAAGAAUUUAUAAUUUUAGAAUGUUUAGUGUCCAACACAAUACAUGUUCAAUCGUUAAAUUGUUUGUUUCAAAUAUUAGUCUUUAAUGUACCUAUUAAAUAUGUAUGUACGUCUCGAUGUCAAUUAUGAUAUUUGUUGAUAUUAUGUUAGUCAAACCAAACAGCUAGCAAGUUUUGUGUCGGGCUUUGUUAGCUUAGGCGCUGCAGAAUUAUUCAGUUUUAUUGUGACUUGCAUAAAUUCGACGAAUUAAAAUAUGUACCUAGGUAGGUUAUACCUAUUAAAUCAAGAGGAAACCUAACAUUUCUGGAACAUAACGUAGUUGAAAUAGGUCUGUUUUAGCUUGUUUUAAAAUGUUAUAAGGCUUUAUAUAAUAUAGUUAAAUAUACUUGGUUGAAAAAAACCGGCACGUUUUUAUUAAUUGAAGAGUAAAACUCAAUUAUUCUAAUUACCUUUGUAUUAUGCACAGAAUUUUAUGAAAUACGUAGCCAAAACUUGUUAAAGCAUGAACAUUCAUAGUUCAUUACAAUCAUUACACAUAUGACAUAAGUCAUUAGAUACUACACAAAAGUAACCGAGACUGACAGUCGUUUAUACAAAAUCUCAGUCGUAUAGAAACCUAGAAAUUAUAAGUGUGAUGAUCAGCUCAGGAACUGUACUGACUAGGCUAGAGCAGACGACGUAUUCAGAUAAAAAAAUAUAUAGUUAUGGUAUUGUUCCAUGCAUCCCCUUCGCACCUGAUCACUUGAUCAGUUAGUGUGAGUGAAUGGGACUAAAAUUUAUGUAAAAUCAUUUUUUUUAUCUGAAUGCCAAUAAUCUAGGGGCAUGGCAAAGCCACCGCCAAGUCAAGCAAGAUUAACUUUACAACAGUUCGAUCCCCUAUUGAGCCUUGUCUCUACCCCUUAGUAAUAUUUAUGUAAACUACGGCGUUGUUCAGUGUUCUUAGUCAUUGUUUAUAAUAGCAAAUGUGCGGCUGACUCAAAUUAUCGAUUAAAUAUGUUUAAUUUAGACCAGUAGAUGUAAAUAGUUAAUUCGGAUAAUAACUAACGAAGCUCUAAUCUUAUUAGACGAUUCCGUGGUACCUAUUAAUUAAAACGUUUGUUACACCGAAAUAGAUAAACUGAACGCA
Cydia splendana is the source of this 4340-nucleotide messenger RNA. RefSeq lists its product as uncharacterized. The record is from RefSeq and is a predicted model, not a curated record. Lineage: Eukaryota; Metazoa; Arthropoda; Insecta; Lepidoptera; Tortricidae. Bases 50 to 2722 code for a protein of 890 amino acids. The transcript has 16 exons. Gene Ontology annotation, cellular component: plasma membrane.